CUCCCUCCCGUCAUGCUCUCGCUGCCUCUCCUUCCCCGCUCACUCGUGGAACCACAGAAGGCAGGAGCCGCUCUGGCUGGACAGCACUGAGCGCAGCGCAGGGUUUUGACGAGGAUGUGCUUUCGAGGCUGAUCGGAGUUGUUUGGUGCAGUUUCCUUGCUCGCUACUGUCCUGUUUUUGUUCUGAGAAUGAAGAAGUGAAUCAUCUGUGUUUGCAGUCAUGGCUGUCCAGACUGGCAUCCAGGUAUGGUUCGGUGAAAGGUUUGAUGCCCCGUUGCUGAGCCCCAGGAGCCCUCGCAGCCCACUAGCGCAGCGGCACGGCCCCGGCCUCGCAGACGUCUUCCAGUACGACCAGUGGCUUGCAGUGCGACAUGAGGCCACCCUGGUACCUAUGCAGGAGGACCUGGCCAUCUGGCUCACCGGCAUGCUGGGAGAGGAGGUGAGAGCAGAGUUUUUCAUGGAGGAGCUGAAUAACGGCGUGAAGCUGUGCCAGCUUAUCGGUGUGCUGCAGACUAAGAUCGCCCAGAGCUGCCCCUCCGCACUCUGCAAGCUGUUUCCCACGAGGAAGGUUGCAUGUAAGCGGGACGCUUCUCCCGGUUCCUUCUUCGCUCGCGACAACACCGCCAACUUCCUGGCCUGGUGUCGCCACAUCGGUGUGGAGGAGACCUACCUGUUUGAGUCUGAGGGCCUCGUGCUGCACAAGGAGCCUCGGCAGGUUUGUCUCUGUCUGCUGGAGAUCGGCCGCAUCGUCUCCAAGUACGGCGUGGAGCCUCCUGUGCUGGUGAAGCUGGAGAAGGAGAUUGAGUUGGAGGAGACCCUGCUGAUGACGGAGGAGCCGCGUCCGGCCGUCAAAACCUUCACUGUGUGCUGUCAGCACGGCGGCCUCUACCAGCCGGGGGAGCACGGCAUGGAGGACCCGCCCUGCAACUGCUCCAACAGGGUCUCCAUUGAGUACCUGUCUGAGGGACGCUACAGACUGGGAGACAAGACCCUCUUUAUUCGGAUGCUUCACGGUAAACAUGUGAUGGUGCGCGUCGGGGGCGGCUGGGACACGCUGCGCGGCUUCCUGAUGAAAUACGACCCCCUGCGGGUUCUGCAGUUCACCACCCUGGAGCAGAAGAUCCUGGCCUUCCAGAAAGGCCCUCCCGGCCUGGGAGGUCACCAUGGCAAUGCAGCUCCACCCCCACCUCCUGACAUGGACCCCCUCGCCGCUGUCAACAACCUCAUCUCCUCCUCGUCCUCCUCUUCUUCCUCCACCUCAUCAUCUUCAUCCUCCUCCGGCUUGGCCUGUAAGCCGGUUGUGACCGCCGCAGGUCAGACGUGUCGGUCCUACACCGCCUCCCCGGCCGGCACGCCCACGUUGCCCAGAAAAGGUUCCGCCUCUGCGCCCAGGAAGAACCUCCAGGGGACACCUUCUUUGCCCAGGAAGCCCACCCAGCUGCCCCUGCCCCUCACCACCAAAGGGUCCUCCUCUCUGCCCUCCACACCUGUGGGAAGUUCCUCCAAACAGUCUCCCAGCCCGGGGGCUCAGGGUGUGCAGGUCCAUCGCAGAGCUCUGACUCCAUCCUCAUCUCCUCAUCACGCCCCUGCAGAUCCAAGCCCCGCCUCCAAACUGAAGCUCAGACCGUCACCACGCGGUCCCGCCUGUCAGCCCAGGAGCCCCGUCUGCCCCGAACCGUCUUCCAAAUGCCCCAAACCCUCCAGCCCCUGCACCUCCCCCACCGCAGCCUCUGUGCCUCGCCCAGUCACUGCACCAGUACGGGCUGCCACCGCUCCCCAGCCUCGCGCCUCCGUCUAGAGGCGACCAGGCGGAUCUGGACGGCCACAAAAGCUGCAGCGACGCCAACGCCAAGAGCAGCAACGACAACCGGCCAAACCCGGACCCCCACCCCCAGCUCACGGACAGCCUCCCCGGUGGUGCCAAAACCCGCCUGCUCCCUGCCGAAGAGCAAAGAGGUCACAGCCAAAGCCAGGGGGCCGGCCCCGACCAAGGCGGCUGCUGCCCCUCCGCGCAGUACUGCUGCGGCCCCCGGGCGGGUCCCGGGGGGCAACACAGGCCCUUCUCCCGCCAGCAAAGCCAAUCAGAAAACACCAGCCACAGCACAGAGGGCGGGGCGGAAGCACGCAGCCGCCACUAACCCCAUAAACGGAAAGUCCAGUCUAAAACCUGAAGCGACUCCAGGACAACCCCUGGCCCCGCAGAAAACCAGCCCCAACGUCAAAGCUGUUAAGACCGAGCCCCGCAAGAAGAUCCCACAAUGCAACAGCAAAAGUGGGGACCCGUAUUUUGAAAUGAACUGUAGGAGGAGGCAGAAGACGUAACGGUCUCUGAGGACUUAGCCAAAGCCAGCAGGCUGCUCAACCACAGCUUCAUCACAGAGCAGCACUUGUUGGAGCUCAGAAUCACUAAUCCUCAUCAGGCUUCUCAUUUUUGGCCAUUUGUUUGUCUUCAGAUUACUUUUUGUUUGUUUGUUUUUGUAUGUUAUUUAAUAGUCUUUGUAUUUUAUUUUUUUAAUCCGAAAGGGUGAAAGAUGUCCCGCCCUGUGUGUGUGGUUCCGAUUCAAUGGUCUGUUUGAGAGGUCCGCUCCAUGUACCUGGUCAACACUAAAACUUGCACAAUGUUUACAUUUUCACCUUCGUUACACGUACAGCCGUUACAAAAUCAUUCGUGUCAACUGACUUUUAAAGAACAAAGGAUAGAAUUUAGUUUAAAAAAAAAACGUGUUCAAACAAUAACCUCAAAGCUUUUUUUAGGUCAACGUAAGAUUUAAGGACAUAGCCAUGACUUAGUAAAAGGCACUUCUGUGAACAUUUGCAGGAAAAGGAUUCGGUUUGUGUUCAUGGCGAAGCAGCUUGUGAAGCCUGUACAGGCGACCAAAGCUGUGACACAACUGGAACACAAAUCAUGGUUUCUGAUGCAUUUUCCUCCCCAGUGAGAUCAUUCCUUCCACUGGUGGACAGUUGUGUCUGAUUUUUGUAUAAAUGAUAUCUAGGUGGGAGGUUCGUGUCCGUGGCGCCGGACAAAGCGCCAGCAGGAACGGACCUUCCUGUGGCGUGCCUUCAUCAGAAACCUCUCGUUUCUGAUCGGCAUUAGAAUGUAUUAGAUGAUCGGGGGUGGCGGGGUGGGUUUAACGGUUUUUACUGAUGAAAAUUGCACAGUGUGUACGAGCACUCAUGACUUUGGUUUCUCAGAGAAAAGCCCGAGUCGCAGAUGAACUACUGAUCAAACGCCUCUUUUUUUUUUUUAGUUGUUUUUUUUUAACAGGAAACACUCGAGGCCCUGCAGCGGCCAGAAUCAUUUAGAACAGAAUCUACUUGGUAUAGACAUUGUUUUUAUAUGGUUUCUAAUGUUUGUGUGUAUUAAGAAUCUAGUUUUCUAUGUGGUGUUUGUGUAUGUGUGUGUGUGUGUAUACAGUAUAUAUAUAUAUAUUAUAAGUGAGGCUUUUUUCUUGUUUGGCACUUUACAGAAACCGCCGUAUUUGUCAGAAUUUGAAUGUUGAUUCUGUCGAUUGUGUCUCUUGUUCCAGCUACCUUUUUGUCAUUUUGAUUAAUAAAUGGACAAGUGUUUUAAAAGGUUA
Molecule: messenger RNA, 3577 nt
Organism: Morone saxatilis (striped sea-bass)
Lineage: Eukaryota; Metazoa; Chordata; Actinopteri; Moronidae
Gene: gas2l3
Product: growth arrest-specific 2 like 3
Biological process (GO): actin crosslink formation
Cellular component (GO): actin filament
Molecular function (GO): microtubule binding; cytoskeletal adaptor activity; actin filament binding
Source: RefSeq, a predicted model, not a curated record